Rhizoctonia solani is the source of this 828-nucleotide messenger RNA. RefSeq names its product aldo/keto reductase family protein. Gene Ontology annotation, molecular function: aldose reductase (NADPH) activity. Bases 1 to 828 code for a protein of 275 amino acids. Gene Ontology annotation, cellular component: cytosol. NCBI's taxonomy places the organism in Eukaryota, Fungi, Basidiomycota, Agaricomycetes, Cantharellales, Ceratobasidiaceae. The record is from RefSeq and is a predicted model, not a curated record. The transcript has 11 exons.
AUGCCGAUCCAUACAUCUGUCACGCUUAACACUGGUGCUGAAAUGCCCACAAUCGGUCUCGGAACAUGGAAGAGUGCUCCUGGAGAUGUUGGUAAAGCUGUCGAGUAUGCUCUCAAAGAGGCCGGCUACCGCCAUAUUGAUACCGCGUACGACUACCGCAAUGAGGCUGAGGUUGGACAAGGGAUCAAGGCCUCUGGCGUCCCGAGGAGUGAAGCGCUAGAUGAGUCUUUGUCCAAACUCGGCACAGAAUAUCUUGAUCUUUGGCUCAUGCACUGGCCGGCUCCUAUGAAGGAUGGCAAGGCUGAUAAAUCGCUCGACUGGCUCGACGCCUGGAAACAAAUGGAAAAAAUCUACGAAACGCAAAGAGACAAAGUUAAAGCCAUCGGAGUCUCAAACUUUUCUGUUGAGUUUCUUCAACGCCUCUUGAAAGAAGCCAAGUUGUUCCUGCAAUCUUGCCCCCAGACGGAUGUGAUUGAACUGUGCCGCGAGAAUGGGAUUGCACUCACCGCGUACUCUCCUUUAGGAUCCGAUAACUCGCCACUUCUCACCGACCCGGCCGUGACCAAGAUAGCAGAGGCGCACGGCGUGCAUCCUGCACGUAUUCUCGUCUCGCUCUGGGCCAAUACCAACGGCGUAGCAGUUGCGGCGCAAUCAGUUUUGCCCAAGUCGAUCAAACCUGCACGCAUUGCAGAGAAUAACAAGGUCGUGGAACUCGCACCUGAAGAGAUUGCUGAGCUCUUGAAGAUUGAGCAGCGCAGCAAGUUCCGGGCUUGCAAGCCGACCUGGACCGGUUGGGGGACCCUCGGGUUCCCAGAUGUCAAAGAGUGA